AGCGCAAACGGAGGGGCGCGGAGGGAACGCGCAAUAGUGGGCUGUGAACGCAAGCGGUGGUUUCGUCAAGCGAAACAGGACCUGAGCGGUGCUUGCAAGGAAGGGAACCUUGUGCGUCUGUCGAGGCCGCGUUCGCGCAGUGGCCGACCUCGCUAAGUGGAGGGGACGCUCAAGGUCGCUGUGACCGCGAGUAGUCGCGCAGAAUCUGACCGCGCCGUGCGGGCAGUGACGACUGGGCCGGCACGUUUCCUGCGCUGUCCCCACCAGCGGCGUGAUGGCGUCGAGCGGAGCAAGCGGAAGCGUCGCUGGCGGGGGCUACGGCGAGACGACCACGGUAGAGUACGGCUUUGGUGCGGUCGCGGAGAAGGCUGGCCUCGAGGUCACGUCGGAGGUGCUUGCCGACGAGCCGGUUCGGCCGCCGCCCCGCGUCCUGGGCCGCGACGAGGCGAACGCCCAGACCAACCACUGCUGCCACUUCUUCCUGACGCUCAUCUCUUGGCUUUUGGUGAUCGUGUUCUUCCCGUUGUCGCUGUGCUUCACCAUCAAGGUGGUGCAGGAGUUCGAGCGAGCCAUCAUCUUCCGGCUGGGGCGGCUCGUGUCCGGCGACGCCCAGGGCCCCGGCCUGUUCUUCAUCCUGCCCUGCAUCGACACGUUCCGCUGCGUGGACCUCCGCGUUGUCUCGUUCGAUGUGGCGCCGCAGGAGAUCUUGACCAAGGACCUGGUGACCGUCUCCGUUGACGCCGUGGUUUACUACCGCAUUUUCGAGCCGACCGUGUCGGUGACGAAUGUGGAGAACUGCGGCACGUCAACACGCCUGUUGGCGGCCACCACCCUGCGCACCGUCCUCGGCCAGUACGCGCUCUCCGACGUCCUCUCGCAGCGCGAGACGAUCGCGCACCUGAUGCAGAGCACCCUGGACGACGCCACUGACCCCUGGGGCGUCAAGGUCGAGCGGGUCGAGGUCAAAGACGUGCGCCUGCCGCAGGAGCUGCAGCGCGCCAUGGCCGCAGAGGCCGAGGCCAGCCGUGAAGCCAAGGCCAAGGUCAUCGCAGCGGAGGGCGAGAUGAAGGCGUCCCGGGCGCUGAAGGACGCCGCUGACGUGAUGGCCGAGAGUCCGAGCGCGCUGCAACUGCGGUACCUGCAGACCCUCAACUCCAUUUCGGCGGAGAAGAAUACCACCAUCAUCUUCCCGGUGCCGGUUGACAUCCUGGGCGGGCUUAUGAAGCGGUCCUGAGCGACGCCGAGGGGCACCGGGUCCGCUCAUGAGGGACGUGGAGGGGCACCGGGUCCGCGAGCGAUGUGACCCGCGGCGCUUCGAGUUGUCGACAGGCGGAGCCGUGAAGGCUGAUGUGGCGUGGUGCUGUGACGGUACCAGACUCCGGGAGGUAACGCAUUGCUUUUUCACAGAUCUGACGAAGCGCGUAAUGCAGUUUUGUGUCAGUGCUUGUACAACCUGACCAUAGGAAAAGGUUUGGUGUGCUAGCACGCAGUCGUUGACGGAUUCUGGAAGCGCUACAAUAAGCGCUAUCAUGAACGCAUGCAUCAGAUCGCUAUUUGACUCGCUAAAAGUGUACUAAGCGCUCCAGGGUUUUAGUGUAAUGCAUCCUAUCUCAAUGUGGUGCGUAAUGCGACCCAGCUGCACCUAACAUGUCGGUGCUUUUGCGUCGAGGCCUUCUCGUGCUCUCGCGUUUCGCGCACUAUUGUGUCUAACCGAUUUAUCUCUCGUUCAACCUGAAGAAAUGUAAAAUGCAUGCGUAACGAGAUGUACGUGUUGCUCAUGAAUCUCAAUAUACGUGAACUUUGUAUGCGCAA
This is a messenger RNA of Pollicipes pollicipes, 1812 nucleotides long. RefSeq names its product band 7 protein AGAP004871. Bases 275 to 1234 code for a protein of 319 amino acids. Gene Ontology annotation, cellular component: plasma membrane. NCBI's taxonomy places the organism in Eukaryota, Metazoa, Arthropoda, Thecostraca, Pollicipedomorpha, Pollicipedidae. The record is from RefSeq and is a predicted model, not a curated record. The transcript has a single exon.